AAAUGGCGGGAUGGUUUAAAUAAGUCAUAAGACUUCUAUACGUUUUGUGUUUUAUUUACAUAGUUUUAAUAACUAAACUAAUUUAAAUACGGUGACCCACUAGAUUUAGAUGAUAUUAUUGUAACCACUCAAGUUUUUAGCUUAAUUUCAACGGUUAUUUUCUUAUUUAGUCCUAAUAUUUUAAUUUUUAUGUCUAGUAUAUAUUAAAACAAAUUAUGUUACUUUGUUAUGACAAUACUCUGUCAAUUUAUUUCUGUCAUGAAGACGAAAUAAUCCAAUAAGUAUGGGGGAGAAAACUGGAUGUUGCCAAAGCUGUAGAGCUCCUUGCUCGGAAGGAUUUAAAAAGGUUGUGGAUCUCGAAUAUUCUGGGCUCGUUAUUUAUAUUCAUAAGAAGAAGGAUGAAAAGAAAAUUCCGCCUUCAAGUUCUGAUGAUUAUUGCUAUGUACUGCAUAAUACUACGUCGAAGGAACUUAAAAGGACCGAAUAUGUUAAUGAAUUGCAUAAAUACAAAACAAAAUGUACACAAUGUAAAACAGUUAUACAAAGAGUUCGUAGCCUGCUAGAUGAAAUAAAAGCGAUAAGAGAAAAUGACGUCAUAGGCAUCUGUGAUCAUUGCAAACAAGCAACUCACAAAAACAUCCCGUGUAAGAGAUGUGACUUUAUAGUAAGUAAGUUUAUCGAUAUUCAUCGGAGGAGGUGCUCUGAGAGGGAGCAGAGAUUCAAGGUCUGGGUCUGUAAAGUCAGGCAUUUGUUACAAGCAUUGAUUGAUUCAGAAAGUGUCUGUCAACACACGGUGUAUAAAGAUACUGAACUGGAACGUUUCCUUCGAGAACUAAAAGGACCUUUAUCUAUGCGGGUACAAGAUAAAGAUUUAUUUCCCUCGUUAAAUCUGGAAAAAUUGACUUCUCUUAGAAGCCUGUCACAGAGUAAAGAGAUGCUAGAAGAUUUGCUAUUUAAAAUUAAGCAUGCUGGUGAUAAGCGCAAAUCCGAUGAUAGUCUUUACCCGACUCCGUCAACAACAUGUCGUUGUAAGGAUGGCCAAUUUAACGAAGAAUGUCCAAAAUUACGUAAAGAAAUAGCACUAAUAACGGGCGACGUAGAACCAGAAAAAGAGCUUUCUAAGGAUUUAAGUAAAUUACUUAACAAGGAGGAUUAUAAAAGAUUAAUUAAGCAAUUAUUAGAGUUAAGUGGUGCCUUACCCCAAAAAUGGCAUCAAAAUAAGGAAAUAAUUCGAGCGCUGUUAGUUACUUUAAAUUAUGCAAUUAACCAAGAGUUAUCCAAAGAUAUUAUUUACAAAAUAUUAGAACAGUUAAGAGAGUUAAAAAAUAUUGUAGUGACUCAAGAUUUCACAAAAUAUAUUAAAGGAGAAGUUAUUGUAGGACUGACAUCCGAUUUCGGUGAUUUAUUAGGAACCGGAUCAUCUAGAAACCUUGAUAACAAUUUGCUGCAGUUAAUGUUAGAUUUGACUGAAUUAUUAGCUGAUGAACUGUCAAAAAAUGUAACUAACCAACAGUCACAAUUAUUGCUGAAAAGUGUACAGGAAGAAAUAGCACAGAAAUUAUUUAAAGCUAAAGAUGCUAAACAAGUUCGGCAAGAAAUAGGAGCGAAGGAAAUGGCUUUGAGUAAAGACGUACCACCAAUUUCGGUUAAAGGAUCAACGAAAGAUAUAACUCAAGGAACCGCGCGAGGGUCACCAAAAGCGUCACCGAGAGAUACAACCCAAGAAUCAGCAAAAGGACUUCCUAAAGUGUCACCGAGGGACAAAGCCCAGGGAUCUGCGCGUGCACGUCCUAAAAUGUCACCAAGAGACACGGUCCAAGAUUCCGGAAGAGCAAGUCCUAAAGUGGCACCCUUAGAUUUAUCUAAAAAACUUCCAAAAGGUACUGCAAAAGCUCCUAUAAAAUAUUCUCCUAAGGACAAAAAGCAAGAAUCUCCAAAAUCACCUCGGGCUAUUAAAGAUUUUACACAGGGCUCACCCAAGGGUCCUCCUAAAGAUUCAAUGCGUGGUGCAGCUAAAGCACCCCCUAAAGACCCUAUGCGUGGCGCAGCUAAAGGACCUCCUAAAGACCUUUUGUCUGGUGCAGCUAAAGGACCUCCUAAAGAUACAAUGCGUGGUGCAGCUAAAGGUCCUCCGAAAGACCCUAUGCGUGGAGCAGCUAAAGGACCCCCUAAAGAUCCUUUGUCUGGUGCAGCUAAAGGGCCUCCAAAAGAUUCAAUGCGUGGUGCCGAUAAAGGACCUCCGAAAGAUACAAUGCGUGGUGCUGAUAAAGGUCCUCCAAAAGAUACAAUGCGUGGUGCUGCUAAAGGACCUCCUAAAGAUCCAAUGCAUGGUGCCCCUAAAGCACCUCCAAAAAGCCCUAAACAAAGCCCAGACAAGGGAGCGACAGAACAAGUUAAGGGAACUUCUAAAGGUGCAUCAAAAACGGUAUCUAAAGGAUCGCCUAGGGAGACAAAAAAAAGUUCUUCACCUCAGAAAGAUUCUGGACAAGGUUCACCACCAGCUGUUAAAGACACAACUCAAGCGUCUUCCCGAGAAACAAAACAAACAUCAGCUAGACGGCCAACAAAAGACCCAAUGUAUGGCGCAGCUAAGGCACCACCUAAGCUACCUGCAAAGGACAUACCGCAGGCUACUAAAGCCCAGCCGAAAGACAAAGAACAAGUCCCAGCAAAAGAACCUAAAGAAAAAAAAACAAAGUUAGACAAAUCGGUCCCUAAAGAUACAAAACAGACUGCAGAUAAAACUACCAAAGAAUCUAAGCCCGAAUCAGUAAGUGAACCUGCCAAAGAAGUUAAGCAAAAACCUAAAGGACCCGCUAAGCAUCCGAUGCAUGGUGCAGCCAAAGCACCACCUAAACAACCAAAGGAUAAGAUAGUAGAGAAACCAGCCGAGAAACCAACCGAGAAACCAGCUGAGAAAGUACCCGAGAAAUCUACAACAGCCGAUAAAACUAAAGGCACUACAGAACCCAAAAAGGAAAAGGGAAAAGGUAAAGACAUACCUCUGGCUAUCGCUCAAGAGUUUAGCAACGGACUUGUUAACAAAUUACAACAUUUGAAAGAAGAAUAUGAUGAAACUGGUGACUUAAAUCAAGGGAUAACGAAAGAGAUAAAUACUAUAUUAAGAAAAACAAUACAGUGUUGCACACCUGAAAUGAAUACUAAUGUAGUAAAUGAGUUAUCAAAUUUAUGUGCAGUUGUUAAAAAAGGUACAAAAGAAGACAUAGAGGUAGUAAGAAACUUUAUUAAAGAAUGUUUAAAAGGUCUUACUAAUGAUGAGAAAAACAAAAAAGAUUUGAAGGCGUUAUUGGCAACCUUUACUAAGAGUUAUUCUAAAGGUAAAAGGUUGUCAGAAGAAAAAGCACAAUCAAUGGCGUUAAUUCAGAAGGCUCUUGACAAUAAAUUAAAAGAAGAUGCCAAGAAACCCAAACGCAAAGAUGAAGACGAUGCAGGUCUGGAAUCAGGAGACAAAGUUAAAGGUAAAUCCAAAAAGAAAACAAAACAACCAAAAUCAAAGAAAAAUAAGCUACCUAAAAAGGAAAAUGAGAAAGAAAACCUUUCACCCGAAAAAAAGGCUAAAGCGGAUAAAUCUAAAGAAGAAAAACCUUCAAAACCUCCUGAUAGGAUACCUAGAGAAAGGCACGAUUCUAAUGCAAUUAUCAUGAGAAUAUUAAUAAGCGACAAAGAACGCGACGCCGAAAGGAAAGUGCGUAAAGAAAAAAGAUUAGCAAAACAAAAGGAAGUAGAUAAACAAAAAAGGGCACGUGUGUUAGAAGAAGCAAGAGCACCACCACCUUCAGUGGAAACAAAAAUUGUGGUAGAGAAACUUAGUUCGGAUAUUCUUGCGUGUCCCAGGAGGCAAGAUCAAUUUAAAUACAUGGUUCAAGGAGAGAAAGUUACACAUUUCGAUGCACAUUACAAAGAUGAAAUGGAUGUGCAAGUAGAACCAUUGCUUUUCAAGACACGCCUGGAAUUCCAAGACGCUGAGCUCUUGGAUCUCACGCAAGCAAACAUAGAGCGGGGGUCAAGUUUAGAAUUUGAGAAGAGCUAUAAACAUGGCAUUAUUCGAUAUCGACUGUCUGACAGAGAUUUUAUAGAGAAGGGAUGGACUAAACUGCCUACAAAGAAGAUAAUGCGAAGGAUGAAUAUUUACAAAAUGGAGCCUGUGAAUCCGCAAUAUGACUGGUUUGAGCGGCACAAAGGGGAUAAAGAGUUGUUUUACGACUCUGGGGUCAGGUUGGCAGAUAUCGACGACAACGGACGGGGGCACUGGUAUUACAGGAACGGUGCUAUCGCGUUAGACUACUAUAAUGCUGAAGAGUCAAAUAUAGGUCAGCGCUACGUAGUAUACAGUUCUGGUGAAGAGAACGAGUCUGGGAGAGUAAAACCCAUAACUGUUCUCGGUUUAUUUGACGUCCUUGGCAAUGGUGUGGUCUACGAUCAUUGUGGAAACGUUAGACUGAAGUACAACCAAUCCGAAGGCCUCCUCGUGGAUCCCAAGCUUGGACCACCAGGGAGGUGGAAGUGGCAUACCUUGAACGAUCCCCCAGUUUUACAACAAGUGUUCGUCAACACUCGUAUGCACGAUAGAGACGUCGAACUAAUCGCGAAACCCGAUAAAACAGAAGAUCCAUCCGACAGCUGCUAUAAACAUACCCAGCAAGAAAUGCUCUCAAUAGAACUCGACAAUUUCGUCAAGGAAAAGGCAACGAAACUACUCCAGAAAUUUAAACCGUUCCAAAUAAGAAUGAAAGCGGUGAAAUUAAACGAACAAUUUUCACUGAAAAUUUUCGACCAAGCGAAUAUUAACUUGGUUUUUAGAGAUGGCGCGACGAGUCUCAAAAUUAAUUUGGGGAGGUUGUUGAAGAGUGAUGAGAUAAUAGAUACGGAGACGUCUGAUAUGGCCGACGUCGCCACACCUUACGACAAGAAACCUGCGAGGAGCGGCAGCGUUGAAAACAUUCAGAGACUACUCAGAACCGUAAGAAACAAAGUACGGACACAAAAUGAUUUUGCUAUGAAGGUUACAGGUCAAUUUUAGAAUUAUGUAAGCGUUUAUUUUGUAGUUUUAGUAUUGUUUGUG
Molecule: messenger RNA, 5083 nt
Organism: Trichoplusia ni (cabbage looper)
Lineage: Eukaryota; Metazoa; Arthropoda; Insecta; Lepidoptera; Noctuidae
Product: titin homolog
Exons: 8
Coding region: 284-5041 (1585 amino acids)
Source: RefSeq, a predicted model, not a curated record